CUUCUACUGUAUCCUUGCUCCUCUCUAUUCCGGAUGAACCUACCAACAUUAUACAACACACACGGAGAAGUGAGAACCGAAUAGAACUAUAGAAGAGAAGAAAUAAGAAGCUGCUGCUUUUGUUGUAUAAUCUUUUGCAUAGGUGGUUCUUCGUUGAUUGAUCGAGGAACCCACGGGCUCUUUUAUUUGCUGAAAUGGCGUCUGAUAUCAGUGAGAAGCUAUUGGAAAAUGAGGGAAACUUAGUAGAGGAAGUGAAGAUAGGGGAGAAGAUAUGGUGUGAGAUGAAGAAAAUGUCGGUUGUGGCUCUUCCUGCAAUAUUUAAUAGAUUCACAACAUUUGGGAUUAGUGUCAUCAGCAUGGCAUUCAUUGGCCACAUUGACCCUAUAGAUCUUGCUGCAUAUGCUUUAGUACAAACCGUGCUGUUAAGGUUUUGCAAUGGAGCACUGUUGGGCAUGGCGAGUGGAUUGGAAACUCUAUUGGGGCAAGCUUUUGGUGCAAAACAGUAUAACAUGAUGGGAAUAUAUCUUCAGAGAGCAUGGAUUGUCAUGAGUGCAACCACGACUUCACUGUUACCUCUAUAUUUCUUUACUACUACAAUAUUUAAAGCACUAGGCCAGGAAGAAGAAAUUGCACGGGUGACAGGAAUCAUUUCUAAAUGGCUGAUACCGGUGGCAUAUGCCUUCAUUCCCUCGUAUACCUGCCAAAUGUUCCUGCAAGCACAGAGCAAGAACGUUAUUAUUGCGUAUUUGGCAGCAGCUACACUCGCAAUUCAUAUAUUCAUGUCCUGGCUCUUGACGGUGAAGUUGGAGUUUGGACUUGCGGGUGCCAUGAUUUCUACUAUAUUGGCGUUCUGGAUUCCUAAUUGCGGUCAGCUUUUAUUUGUUAUGUGCGGAGGAUGCAAAGAAACAUGGACGGGGUUUUCGUUCUUGGCCUUCAAGGAUCUCGUGCCAGUAAUCAAGCUUUCCUUUUCAGCUGGUGCCAUGGUCUGUCUUGAGCUCUGGUACAAUUCGAUUCUGGUUCUUCUUACAGGAAACUUAGAAAAUGCUAAGGUUCAAAUCGAUGCUCUUUCUAUAUGCCUCAACAUCAGUGGCUGGGAAAUGAUGAUAUCUCUCGGUUUCAUGGCAGCAGCAUGUGUGCGGGUAGCAAACGAGCUGGGAAAGGGAAGUGCAAAGGCGGCCAAGUUCUCCAUCAACGUGGUCGUGCUGACAUCCUUCUCCAUCGGAGUUGUGCUGUUCCUGUUUUUCCUGUUCCUGCGUGGGAACCUGGCUUACCUGUUCACCACUAGUUACGACGUGGUCGAGGCCGUUGAUCAAAUGUCGCCUCUAUUAGCAUUUUCUAUACUUCUAAACAGUGUUCAACCAGUUCUUUCUGGUGUUGCUGUUGGGGCGGGUUGGCAGAGUACGGUGGCAUAUGUUAACCUGGGAUGCUAUUACUUGAUAGGAAUCCCGGUGGGUGUGGUUCUUGGUUAUGUCUUUAAAUUCCAAGUUAAGGGUGUGUGGGUAGGAAUGCUGUUUGGUACGUUUGUACAGACCAUUGUAUUGCUUGUAAUCACCUUCAAAACCGACUGGGAUAAACAGGUUGCAGAUGCUCAGAAACGUGUCCGAAAUUGGGUGGUAGAACCCGAACCUGAAGACGCAAAUCGCUAGGAUGCUUAGCGUAUCGAAUUUCCACUCUCGAACACAAUAACUAAUUCCUUAGCUGAAUUGAAGGCACCUCUAAUGGGUAUCCCUCUUUGCUUAUUUACUACUGUUAUGACGCAAAUCGCCAGGAUGCUUAGCGUAUCGAAUUUCCACUGUCGAACACAAUAACUAAUUCCUUAGCUGAAUUGAAGGCACCUCUAAUGGGUAUCCUCUUUGCUUAUUUACUAACGUGAAAUAACAGCUUUUGUAAUUUAUCAUCAAACUACAUGAAUAGGAUGGUGGUAUUACAAAGAAAUAUGCUUCAUUUUAUGAAGUAUUUUGAAUAGUGAAGUGUCUGCUGAAUCCAAGUUUUGUUCGGUAUGAGAUAUUAAUGCCCAGAGUUAGGUAGACUUCAUUAUUAGCAUUUUGACAUUUAGUCUGCAACUUUAAUUUUAGGUUCAAUAAAGAUGUUGUAUAACAUUUGACGAUCCGACCAUAAAUCUCUUUGUUAAUUAUGAUUAUAUGAAUAUACUUGUCUCGAAAA
Molecule: messenger RNA, 2163 nt
Organism: Ipomoea triloba (trilobed morning glory)
Lineage: Eukaryota; Viridiplantae; Streptophyta; Magnoliopsida; Solanales; Convolvulaceae
Product: protein DETOXIFICATION 21-like
Exons: 9
Coding region: 195-1646 (483 amino acids)
Biological process (GO): xenobiotic detoxification by transmembrane export across the plasma membrane
Cellular component (GO): membrane
Molecular function (GO): xenobiotic transmembrane transporter activity; antiporter activity
Source: RefSeq, a predicted model, not a curated record